AUGUCGGUGAGCGCACGAAAAGGUGCUUUAAAUAGGACAGUGCAAAGUGAUGACAGUUCCCUAGGAGAUGAAGAAGAACCGCUUCUGCAGAGAAAUGAGAUAUAUAAAACGUAUAAACGUCGAUGGUACGUUCUGUUCCUCUAUAGUUUAACUGCAUUUUUGCAAUCUGCAGUAUGGAACACAUGGGGACCUAUUACUCAGUCUGCGGAGGUAGUGUUUGGAUGGAAAGACAGUCAGAUUGGAUUGCUAGCUAACUGGGGAAAUAUUGCAUUCUUGAUCACCGUUUUCCCAACUUGCUAUCUAAUGGACACUAAAGGGUUACGAGUAUCCCUUUUGGUCUGCACUGUUUUAUUGCUGAUUGCUACUGGACUCAGAUGCAUAACACACGAACCUCAGUACGCUACCUGGUUGAUAAAUUUCAGUGCAAUCUUAAAUGGAGUUUGUGGAACAGUGCCACGUGCUGCGCCUGCGCAGGUUGCCAACACGUGGUUUCCUCCAAAUCAGAGGACAAGUGCUACAGCUGUAGUUUCAGUAUUUUGCUACUUGGGUGUAGCUAUGGCAUUUGUUAUAGGCCCACAGCUGGUGACAUCACCAGAGUAUAAAAAUGAAACUCAAAACCGAAAUUUUACAUAUACAUUUAAAAGAUUAACUACAGAUCUAGAUUUAGCAACACUGGACACCUCAAGAAACAAUUUGAAUUCAUCUCAAGUGGUUAAUUUUAUUCAUAUACGCAAAGACAUUAUGUAUCUUAUGUAUUACGAAUUUGCUGCCAUUGUACUGUUAUUUCUGUGCAGUAUUUUUAUGCCAUCAAAACCUCCAACUCCUCCAAGUCUUUCAGCCUCGACAGAACGAGUAGUCUACAGGAGGGCAUUACUGAACAUUGCUCGAAAUAAGGCGGUAUGGUUAAUUGGGCUGGCCUACGCUCUGCCAUCAGGUGUAUACGGGGCCUGGGAAGCAGUUAUAGACAUUAUACUGAAACCCAUAGGAAUAGGACAGACUGAGAUUGGCUGGAUCGGAUUUUACUCCAUAAUGGCAGGCUGUGUCACAGGUCUAGCAACUGGAAGAUUUUCAGAUGUGUUUAUGCGGCAUAUGAGACUCUUCGUUUUGGUAAUGUUUGGUGUGGCGGGAGGAUCUUUUGUGUGGUUCACGCUCAGUUGCGUCAAGGUCAUUCCAAUCUCUACAAUACAGGUUUACCUGUCUAGUAUCUUGGGAGGUAUGUUCCUUUGUGGAACUCUGCCCCUGUUUUAUGAAUUGGGGGCGGAGUCAGCCUUCCCCGUGUCAGAAGGAGUGACAGGAGGGUUUCUGACAUGGCUGAACAAUAUAGUCGGAAUCCUUUUCUUACUUUUGCCACAGAUACCUGAUAUAGGCACAGAUUGGAUGAACUGGACUUUGGUGGGCAGUGUUGCUCUAGGACUGGCCUUCCUAUUUGUCUCACCACAGCGAUACACUAGGACUGAUAUAGAUAUAUCUGUAAACAAAACAGAGACUGCUCAUUCACAAACCAAAGUAAUAGCCAGAGAGAAUGUAUAUGAUAAUGCAUCAUGAUAAGCAAUAUUGAUAUUUGAACUGGUAUUGUAAAUAGGAUUCUAAGCACUUAUGAAUUACUUUUAUUACCACUUUAGUAAAACCGACCAAUAUCUAGGCCUUGUCCAGAACAGUGAUAUAGUCUACUAUGAUCACUUUUGUUAUGAAAUAUCAAAGCAUAACUCGCUAUGAUUCACGGAAGAUACUCAUUCAUUUGAGGUCAAAGGCCUGCUAAUUUUCCAGAAUGGAUAGUGAAGUUUUUUUUUUUUUUAUAAAUAGUUUUACACGUUUUUAAUGCAAUACCAUAUCUUAAUCCACCAGUUAUUUAACAAAGAAAGGUUUAAAUGUAGUUAAAGGUGCAUAGACACAGUUUUGAAGUUAAUAUUUACUCAAAUUUUCUGCAUAAUUUCAUGACUUAUAUAUUGCUAUAGCAUUUCAUACGAAAAUUUGAUAAAAAUCUUAUUUUAUCUGGAAGUUAUUGAAACUUCGAAUUUCUGGACGGUUUGAUGGACGCAUCCUUGCAUUUUCACAAAUUUUAACUUUAUCCUUAUUACUUUAGAAAAGUAGCAAUUUUGUUGUUUGUUAAUGAAAAAUAUUAAAACUAUAAUGCAGAAAUUUCGAUUCAGAGUAGAAAUGUAGAAAGCAAAAUCCUCUCACAAGUAUUGUCAGUCCGUGCUCAAUGGUGUGUGCAGAGUUUAACAAUUGAACACACCCGGUGAAACGUAAACAUUAACAUAAACAG
Messenger RNA from Saccostrea echinata, 2266 nucleotides. RefSeq names its product solute carrier family 49 member 4 homolog. The transcript has 12 exons. Bases 1 to 1545 code for a protein of 514 amino acids. Gene Ontology annotation, molecular function: transmembrane transporter activity. The record is from RefSeq and is a predicted model, not a curated record. Gene Ontology annotation, biological process: transmembrane transport. NCBI's taxonomy places the organism in Eukaryota, Metazoa, Mollusca, Bivalvia, Ostreida, Ostreidae. Gene Ontology annotation, cellular component: intracellular membrane-bounded organelle; membrane.